GUGGCCUCGAUCACCACCGAGAGCUGACGGCCGCCCGGAUUCCCGCCCUCAGAGAAUCCUGGCCCCCAGUCGUUCCAAGACCCUUUACGGACUGCAGCUUAAAGGAACCGGCCUCUGCCAUUGAGACCAAACUGACAGAGGAACUGGUCACUCUUCUGUUCUUUCCAGAGAGGAGCUUAGCCAGGGACUUCUGCCCUUCCUGGGCCCGGGCCUCGGGGGCGAUUCCGGCAGGUGGUCCAUUAUGGCUGACAUGCAAAAUCUGGUAGAAAGAUUGGAGAGGGCAGUGGGCCGCCUGGAGGCAGUAUCUCAUACCUCUGACAUGCACCGUGGGUAUGCAGACAGUCCUUCAAAAGCAGGAGCAGCUCCAUAUGUGCAGGCAUUUGACUCGCUGCUUGCUGGUCCUGUGGCAGAGUACUUGAAGAUCAGUAAAGAGAUUGGGGGAGACGUGCAGAAACAUGCGGAGAUGGUCCACACAGGUUUGAAGUUGGAGCGAGCUCUGUUGGUUACAGCUUCUCAGUGUCAACAGCCAGCAGAAAAUAAGCUUUCCGAUUUGUUGGCACCCAUCUCAGAGCAGAUCAAAGAAGUGAUAACCUUUCGGGAGAAGAACCGAGGCAGCAAGUUGUUUAAUCACCUGUCAGCUGUCAGCGAAAGUAUCCAGGCCCUGGGCUGGGUGGCUAUGGCUCCCAAGCCUGGCCCUUAUGUGAAAGAAAUGAAUGAUGCCGCCAUGUUUUAUACAAACCGAGUCCUCAAAGAGUACAAAGAUGUGGAUAAGAAGCAUGUAGACUGGGUCAAAGCUUAUUUAAGUAUAUGGACAGAGCUGCAGGCUUACAUUAAGGAGUUCCAUACCACCGGACUGGCCUGGAGCAAAACGGGGCCUGUGGCAAAAGAACUGAGCGGACUGCCAUCUGGACCCUCUGCCGGAUCAUGUCCUCCUCCCCCUCCACCAUGCCCCCCUCCUCCCCCAGUCUCUACCAUUUCAUGCUCAUAUGAGUCUGCUUCCCGCUCAUCACUGUUCGCGCAGAUUAAUCAGGGGGAGAGCAUUACACAUGCCCUGAAACAUGUAUCUGAUGACAUGAAGACUCACAAGAACCCUGCCCUGAAGGCUCAGAGUGGUCCAGUACGCAGUGGCCCCAAACCAUUCUCUGCACCUAAACCCCAAACCAGCCCAUCCCCCAAACGAGCCACAAAGAAGGAGCCAGCUGUACUUGAACUGGAGGGCAAGAAGUGGAGAGUGGAAAAUCAGGAAAAUGUUUCCAACCUGGUGAUUGAGGACACAGAGCUGAAACAGGUGGCUUACAUAUACAAGUGUGUCAACACGACAUUGCAAAUCAAGGGCAAAAUUAACUCCAUUACAGUAGAUAACUGUAAGAAACUUGGCCUGGUAUUCGAUGACGUGGUGGGCAUUGUGGAGAUAAUCAACAGUAAGGAUGUCAAAGUUCAGGUAAUGGGUAAAGUGCCAACCAUAUCCAUCAACAAAACAGAUGGCUGCCAUGCUUACCUGAGCAAGAAUUCCCUGGAUUGUGAAAUAGUCAGUGCCAAAUCUUCCGAGAUGAAUGUCCUCAUUCCUACAGAAGGCGGUGACUUUAAUGAAUUCCCAGUUCCUGAGCAGUUCAAGACCCUAUGGAACGGGCAGAAGUUGGUCACCACAGUGACAGAAAUUGCUGGAUAAGCGAAGUGCCACUGGGUUCUUUGCCCUCCCUUCACACCAUGGGAUAAAUCUGUAUCAAGACGGUUCUUUUCUAGAUUUCCUCUACCUUUUUGCUCUUAAAACUGCUUCUCUGCUCUGAGAAGCACAGCUACCUGCCUUCACUGAAAUAUACCUCAGGCUGAAAUUUGGGGUGGGAUAGCAGGUCAGUUGAUCUUCUGCAGGAAGGUGCAGCUUUUCCAUAUCAGCUCAACCACGCCGCCAGUCCAUUCUUAAGGAACUGCCGACUAGGACUGAUGAUGCAUUUUAGCUUUGAGCUUUUGGGGGUUAUUCUACCAACAAACAGUCCAUUGGAAAGAAAACAGUCCCUGGAAUUAACAGAUCAGAAUGUUCACACUGGUUAAUCUUUUUUUAACAAUGAGCAUGAAGGUAGCAGAAGCUGGUGUGUUUCCAGAUGGUUCUUCUAACCAAACUAAUUUUUCACUGUUGACAAGCGAGGCAAGGGUUGCACUGGACCAAAGGCUGAGGCUUGGCCAUCUAGCAUUCCAUACAAAAUUGUUUCCUAUAAGCAUUCCUUUUAUUCUCUAUUCUAUCCUGGGUCUGCCUCAACCGUGAGAUAGGAGAGUCUCUGGUACUAGCUGCUGUAGCAGUGCCCUUCAUCCAGGGCAGUUAAUGGAGUCUUGGACCCUUUCUUUCUCUGGGAUCCCUGCCCAGCACCUUCCUAUAGAGAUGACUUUAAAAGGAAAAAAAAAAAAAAAAAAACCCACAUGAUUUCAAGGAGUCUGGCAUUCCUGAAUCCUUCUUCCCUGCCAGGUGCCUGUCACCUGUCUUCACUGCCUCCUUUUCCCUGUCAUGCUCAUCAGCUUAUGGCUUCUGUCUAAGCACCUGAACAGAGGACUGAAACCUCCACUGCAGGCUGGUUUUAGGUCUUGAAUUAUGUAAGAAUCUUGCACAGCACUGCUAAUGUAAAUUUCAGUUGUUUUUCCCUCUAGGACAAACACUUACCAAAAUAUGCAACUUUUUUUUGGUGGGAAGAGAGAUUGUCCUGUGAUUUCUACCCAUUUCCUGAGGCCUGUGGAAAUAAACCUUUAUGUACUUAAAGUUAUACAGAAAAUAGAAUAAAGUUAAUACCAAACUUG
Molecule: messenger RNA, 2784 nt
Organism: Homo sapiens (human)
Lineage: Eukaryota; Metazoa; Chordata; Mammalia; Primates; Hominidae
Gene: CAP1
Product: cyclase associated actin cytoskeleton regulatory protein 1
Exons: 13
Coding region: 242-1669 (475 amino acids)
Biological process (GO): establishment or maintenance of cell polarity; cytoskeleton organization; modification of postsynaptic actin cytoskeleton
Cellular component (GO): presynapse; glutamatergic synapse; cortical actin cytoskeleton
Molecular function (GO): actin binding
Source: RefSeq, marked reviewed